UUUGUAGUGUAUACGCUUCAAAAUGAUCGUUAACACCGUUAGUGAAUAAAAGUAAAAUAGUAAGUUGCACGUUAUGAUUCGGUCUGGUUCUGUCAAAAUUCUAUUCAUAAAACGCGAACAACACACUUAAUGUUAGUCGGAUAUCAUUAGCUUAGCUGCUAACAACAUUGAAGACUUUUAUUUUGAUUUUAUGGAAUACACGCCACCGGAAGUUAGUACUUCGUUAUGUACUGCCACCUCUUUUGGCAAGAAAAGAAGCCUUCUGUUUAGAUUAAUACUCAUCUAAUUUAUGGGUACAAGGUAUUUCUUAUAAAACUCGUUUCAGUAACGGUGUAUUUUCUUUUAUGGUAGCAGCUAAGCUAACUAGGUAACGUUGUAGAGUAGCUGCCUAGGAAAACAGGAGACGUAUAGAGUGGUCGGUGGUAUGAAAUGGGGAGUAAUGUACUAAUAGUGAUUAUUCUGACCUGUUGGUUUAGGAGUUAGCAGUAGGUAAAAGUGUGAGGGUGUGUGUUAAAGUGGCCGGGAUGCUUCAGGGGCCGUAUGGCGGCGCCACUGAGCGCGAUAAACUGCUCGUCCGGCUGCCCUUCACUGUGUUCGCUGUAGGAACCGUGUGUCUGCCUCUUCUCGGCCUCCUCACCUGCAUCACACUUUCUGUUAUUUAUGAUUACAACGAAGCCACCUACACUCAUUGCCAGGUCCGCAACUACCUCCCUUCCAUCAGCGCAGCCAUCAGCCUCACACCGCAGCGCUACAUCUGGCGCUUCUGCAUCGGUUUGCACUCAGCACCGCGCUUCCUGAUAGCAGCGGCUUACUUCAGCUUUUACAGAGGCCGCUUCGCCAGGCACAUUUUGGAGCAGCUCCUGAGUGCCUUCACUCUCCUCUGUGCUGUAAGCGAGAAUGCUGGACUGCUGCUGCUCACCUAUGUGUCUUCGACAGAAACAUAUAAUUUUCAUAAAAAUGGCUUCAUUACAUUCAUCGCCAGCUCUGGGCUCCACAUGCUGUGUACCUGCAGGCUGUGGUAUGUGAUCACGAAGAACACCUUUAGUACUGAGGAGAUGACAUCAUACCGCUACAAGGUCCGCCUCUUCCUCUUCAAUAUUGUCUUAGCAGCGGCUGCGGGUUACUUCUUCAGGCGCCACAACAAGUAUUGUGAAUCAGGAAUUUACACCUUCUUUGCUCUGUGUGAGUACCUGGUAGUGCUCUCCAACAUGGCCUUCCAUAUGACAGCCUACUGGGACUUUGGAAGUAAAGCAGUGAUGGUGGCAGUGCCAGUGGAGUCCAAAGACAUCUGACGUUUAGAUAAGAUGUUAACAUGAAACCGCAUUAAUAUGGAAAGAACUGUGCAUCUUAAUUCAUAGAACCAUUAUUCCUGUGCUGAAGUAAGUGCUUGUGUCUGCGUGCGUGUGUGUGUGUGUGCGUGCAAUUUUUAAUUUUUAAUACUUACCCAAACAGAUAAAAGGUUUAAUUGUGGGGUUUUUUUUUCUAAAUUGUACUGUGUUUACAAAGUUUUUGUGAUUAUUUUGCACAGAUUUCUAAUUGUUAUAUCUUGGGAUAUUUAAAAAAUCUUGAAAAAAGUGUCACUCAAGUCACUGACUGAAAUCAUACAGUUGAUCAUUUUAAAUGUAAUAUUUAGAAUUAUACUACUACUAAUAAUAACAACCAAGAUGUUCCGCUUUAAGUCAUCAGUGAGAAGAAUUGAAAGUAAACACUUCCUGUAAUGUAUUUUAUAUUUGGGAACUUAUCUCAGGUCUGAUUUCAUGACACAUUUAAGGAUGUAAAGUUAUAUCAUGAGCAAAAGAUUAUACUGACCUCAACCAUCAGAGCACCAAAGUCAGUGACUAUGAAUGGUGUUUAAAAGAUGAUUUAUACCCGAACUGAAAUUAACACCAGAAUUGGUUAAUAAAGUAUCAUGAGACAUUUACACAAUGCUAAGCUGCAAGCUAUAAGCUUUCGUUAUUCCUUUAUGGUGUUAUUUAUACUUAACAUGUUUUAGUUCAUGUCUUGGGGACACAAAGAUAUUCUUUAAAUAGUGAACAAGAAACACAGAAUCACAUUAAAGGUACUAUGUUUAACAUUAAAAACACGGUGUAAUGUGUAUUCCAGGUUUAAAGGAUUGGAAUUACUUGAAGAACGUUAAAAUUCUACUAUCUAAAUUAUAAAUUAUAAAUUCUACUUUUAAUGGCUUAUACACACAUCAGUGGAGUUUAGGUUUUAGAAUUCUAGCCAAACACUAGUACUCAAGAUAUCAGAAAAUGCUGAAAAUCCUCUGGGAAUUUCACACACAGUAGUCUUUAGAGUUCAGACCUGCAGCUUAAACCUAUUAAUCUGCAGGUCUGUAUGUGGAAUUGGCUUGUUGACCAGGAGGAGAAUGAUAUGUACAACCGUAGUGAGCAUUUAAAAAUCUCAGGAUGCAAAACACACGAUUCUUGAGAGGAGAUGGAUGGGUUUAAGGACAGGGUGACGUCCUUAAACCCUUCAGCAGCAGUAGAAGCAGAAUAAUAAUUCGUUCCUAGUCUAAUAGUUGACUGGGAAUGGUUUAUUAUAUGAAUAUGGUCACAAAUUAGCAGAUGUAACAGAGCUUGUAAACAAAUGAAUGGAGCUGCUGGGACAAAGCCUGAGCCUGUUAUCACCUUCAAAACAAAUGGAAGUACAGAGAUCUCAUUUUACUGUCAAAUAAUUUGACUCGGACAGCAGAGGGUUAUAAUACCAGAGAAAGAUACUAUUUCUAUCAUGGUGGACUUUGACAUAUGUGUAAGUGACAUCAGACACAAUGUGUAUAUUCAGUGGUGUUGUAGCCUGAAAGAGCGAAAGAGUUUCAGCGGCCGAGACGGCACGUUAAAAAAACACACACACAAAAGAAACUAAAGGCAUAUGUCCAUUAUGGAGAUGAAGCUCUUUUAAAUUUUGUGUCAGUGGCACAGAUAGGGAAAUGGCUCUGUCACCACUCUAUUUAAAUAUGUCGAAGCAAAGCAGCUUCCUCUUUUCAGUCUGCACAUUCAUCUCAGGCAGAAAGCUGUCACUGCAUGAUUCAGUGGGUAAAAUGUGGUUUAAAGUCAUGUCUGAACAAACAAAUCAAUGAAAUCUGAACUUUAUUCGUCAAUAUACAGCUAUCCAUGACCGAGUGAAGAACAGUUUGCAGUAAAUAUUCAGUUAUAAGCACAAACUUUUUUUUUUUUUUUUUUUUACCAUCUUCAUUUCAGGCAGACUAAAAGCUUUUUACUUCUUUUUUAAGCAGCUGUCUAUUGUGGCACAAGAUUAGAAAAAAAUGGCUAAGGACCCAAAAAGAUAUACUGAAAUUUAAAAUAAGAUGAACUGUAAUCAUUUGUGAUAACUUCACACUCGCUCACAAUAUGUGUAUUUGUUAAAUAAAGACACUUUGUACUUUGUACCUAUUUCUAUUACUAUUGUUAGUGUCUAUAUGUCUAUUGUUAGGGAACAUCCCUGAGAAGUUGGUUCUGGUUAUGACUUGUGUUGUAAACUUGCUGUUUAUUUUAUAUCUGCCUCUGUUUGUUCUUCUCUUUUGAAAUAAAUAGGACAUCAAAUGUA
Messenger RNA from Tachysurus fulvidraco (yellow catfish), 3546 nucleotides. RefSeq names its product post-GPI attachment to proteins 2 (gene pgap2). Gene Ontology annotation, biological process: GPI anchor biosynthetic process. The coding region runs from base 525 to 1292 and encodes 255 amino acids. The transcript is spliced from 5 exons. The record is from RefSeq and is a predicted model, not a curated record. NCBI's taxonomy places the organism in Eukaryota, Metazoa, Chordata, Actinopteri, Siluriformes, Bagridae. Gene Ontology annotation, cellular component: Golgi membrane; endoplasmic reticulum membrane.